AUGUCCCAGUUUCUGGAAGGACUAGCUCAUUUGAUAACCCAGGGCUUCCGUCAUACUUCUUUGGAUUGCCCCAGCAUUCUCAUGAAUCUUAGUGGGGAGGUCAAGAUCGCGCGGGUUGACUGCUGUAUCCCCCGGCAGGCAAACCGAGUCCAAGCGAGCGACCUAGCGCCUGUGUCGAGAAUCAUGAUGGAGUUGAUGCAAAAUAACGCCAAGAACGACGGGGCAGUCGGUAUUGAUGAUCUUGAACGCUGGUCAGCUUGCCCAGCUACCAUAGAAUUUCUUUCUGCGAUUACCUCAGCCAGCUCCUUUGAAGAACUGAAAAAUGUUUGUGAGCCGCCCAGUAAUUUUGCUCUUCAUAUAUCGACCCGAUUCAUCGAAGACGCCAGCGCCCUGAUCGCCUUUUUCCAGACUAACAGACUUCACGGCUGCCUCCCUCGCGGAACUGCAACUUUCUGGGCCCUGAACGACCCAGGGCAGAACUCCACUAUUGACCAGACAAUGACUGACAACCUGGACCUGCUCAUCACGUGCCACCUGUAUCACGAAAACUACGGAUCUGACCACCGGGCGACAUACUCCGAAUGGAACCUGCAAGCUCGGUCCAAGUCCACCACUAAAGCGAGGAAGGUGUAUGACCGCGCAGACUGGACCAAAAUCGGCGAACAGGUUACCCAACAAAUGAGCCCGUGGAAGGAAAUCAGAACUCGACCAGCACUCGACGCAAUUGUGGAGAGGCUUAUGGAAGUAACAGCUCAGGCCGUCGACCAGUUCGCACCAAACUCACGACCAUCAUCAUAUGCUAAUCGGUGGUUUACACCAGACCUCAAAGCUCAACAGGUCGAAGUCAACCAGGUUCGCAGAAGAUGGCAAGCGAGCUGCGCCGAGCUUGGACGACAUCACCCGACCUCUAUGGCCGCGUUUCUGGACAUGCAACGGAAACGACGAACGUGGACUCGGAAGAUUGAGAAAGCGAAAUCAUCCCAUUGGAAACGGUUUCUCGAUGAGGCGGGCGAAGGCAAGCUCUGGAAAGCCGCAACUUACAUGAAACCUCGAGAAACCUGGGGGUGUGUUCCCGCGCUGCAGGUCGAGGCAGCGCAGCUCACCGACAAUGAAGACAAGGCACAAGCGCUUCUGGACUCGUUCUUUCCUGAAAUGAACCCGCCCGACCCACGUCCACCAGAUGUGACGGAGCUGGAACUCCCGUGGCAGCCGAUCACCGAGCCCGAAAUUCAACGAGCGCUUAACGCGACCAAAGGAACCACCGCACCCGGAGGAGAUAGUCUGCCGAUGCUAGUGUGGAAGAAGUUAUGGAGUCACUUGAAAAGCAUUAUCACUAGUAUCUUUACCGCCUCCCUGAACCUAAGCCAUCACCCAAAGCAAUGGCGAAGCGCGAAAAUCGUGGUACUACGGAAACCAACAAAGCCAGAUUACUCGAUCCCUGGAGCUUACCGCCCAAUCUCAUUGCUGAACACGCUCGGUAAACUUCUGGAGGCAGUGGUGGCCCGACGACUGUCCUUCCUAGCCGAAAAGCACGGGCUACUCCCGAACAGCCAAUUUGGCGGACGCCCGGGAAGGACGACCAAGCAGGCCCUGUUGGUCCUCUCCAACGCAAUCGACCGUGCAUGGUACAAACACAAAGUGGUGACCCUUGUCGCAUUUGACCUUAAGGGUGCUUUCAACGGGGUAAACAAGACCAGCUUGAAUUCCUGCCUACAGGCACGAAGGAUCCCCACGAUCGCAAGAAAAUGGAUCGCAAGCUUCAUGAGCGACCGCCACGCGAGCAUUGAAUUUGACGACUUCCGCACCCCGAUGAAACCGCUUGCAAAUGCUGGGCUGGCACAAGGAUCGCCUCUGUCCCCGAUUUUAUUCGCAUUCUUCAAUGCCGACCUAGUCGACCAACCUGUAGAUCACCAUGGUGGUGCCUCAGCGUUCAUUGACGACUACUUUCGCUGGCGAGUGGGCAGCUCGGCUGAGGCCAACCUGGCCAAGAUCCAGACAGAGGACAUUCCCCGCAUUGAGGAAUGGGCGCGGCAGACCGGCUCCUGCUUUGCAGCCGAGAAAACCGAGCCUAUCCACCUGACCAGGAAGAAAAGAGAACAUUUGGAAGGACAAAUCGUCGUGAAUGGCAUAAUCGCCCGACCAUCAGCCACGGCCAAGCUACUGGGAGUGGUAUUUGACCAGGAGCUGCGGUGGAAAGAUCACGUACAGCAGGCCAUCAAACGAGCAACCAAAACCACCAUCGCACUGUGCGGGUUACGACACCUACGCCCGGAACAGAUGAGACAACUCUAUCAAGCAUGUGUCACACCUGUGGUGGACUACGCGUCGAUGGUGUGGCAUGACCCGCUUCGGGACAAGACGCACUUGCGGCACUUGAAUACAGUACAGAGAACACCCCUGAUCCGCACCCUAUCGGCAUUCAGGACGGUUGCGACCGCAACGCUAGAGGUAGAACCCCACGUACUUCCCACCCAUCUUCGUCUUCGCCACCGAGCACAGCGCACCAUCGCCGGACUACACACACUGCCUCGUGAUCACCCGGUUUGGACGGCACUUCUGCGGGCACAGAAACGUAGAAACAAUAUCGGAUCGUAUGCGCGCUUCCCGCUGGCAGAAGCCUUGAAGACUAUGGACCUCGACAGGCUGAAUGAAUUGGAAACGAAUGACCCCCGACCGCUGCCGCCAUGGCGUGCCGAUGCCUUUACAAAAGUUGAGAUCGAGUCAGACCAGGAAAUAGCGAGGGAACGGGCAGAGACCGCGCGGUCCACGUCUGAUGCGAUUGUGUACUCGGACGCCUCGGGUCUUAAAGACCAUCUAGGCGUGGCCGUGGUCGCACUAGACGCAAGUUUGGAGGUAGUGGGAUCUGAACAAAUUCAAGUAGGGCCAAUGGACCGCUGGUCGGUUCACGUAGCGGAGCUUAUAGGCAUCUUUUACGCCAUCAGUAUGGUGUUCAGAUUGGCUCACCAGCGCUCAAGCGGCGCGUACGGACGUCCAACGACGGCGACAAUUCUAUGUGAUAGCAAGUCGGCCUUGCAGUCAAUCCAGAACGCAAGAAACAAAUCAGGGCAACGGAUCGUCCACGUGAUUCUCUUAGCAGCCGCCGAAGUCCAAGCAGAGAACAUCGCGCUUCGUCUCCAAUGGAUCCCAGGACAUUGUGAUGACCCUAGGAACGAUGCGGCAGACCGACUAGCCCGGGAAGCUGCGCGCCCAGGCAAGACCCACCCGUUCCGUCCGCUGCUCACAAGAGAGAACGCGUAUAUCCGCGGAAAUAUCCGAGCGCAGUGGGAGCAAGAGUGGAAAUCUAGCACCAAAGGCGGUCACUUACGGAAGAUCGACAACACCUUACCGGCGACAUAUACUCGAAAGCUGUACGGAAGCUUGUCUAGGGACCGGGCGUACCUACUGACACAGUUACGCACGGGCCACAAUUGGCUGUCUACCUACCGCAAAAACAUUGGCUACUCCGACGACAAUCAGUACGUCUGCGGUGCGCAAGAAACCGUCACGCAUAUGCUGGUGGACUGUCUAAGACUGGUGAAAUUGCGGAGGAAUCUCAGAAAAGAAGUGGGGGACGCGUUCAAUAGCGUGUGGAGUCUGCUGGGAGGCUCCAACGAAGGUGAGAAAGGUAAACCAGACAUCGUCUCGCGAGCCAAAACGGUGAAUGCCGUGUUGGACUUCGCUGAGGCGUCACAACGGUUUCGCAGUCGCGCGCCACGAGGGCAGCCUAACAAUGGGAGCGGCAAUUAG
Penicillium concentricum is the source of this 3747-nucleotide messenger RNA. RefSeq lists its product as uncharacterized. Lineage: Eukaryota; Fungi; Ascomycota; Eurotiomycetes; Eurotiales; Aspergillaceae. Bases 1 to 3747 code for a protein of 1248 amino acids. The record is from RefSeq and is a predicted model, not a curated record. Gene Ontology annotation, molecular function: nucleic acid binding; RNA-DNA hybrid ribonuclease activity. The transcript is spliced from 3 exons.